AUGUCGCAGCAACAAAAUUUACUCGAACCUUCAUCAUUAGCGACAUCGUCAUAUUUUGUUGAUCGUCGUCACUAUCGCCCUUUACGAUUAUUUACCCCAGCACCUUAUCGUUCUCCAUUUCAUACUUCAUCUAUUUCAUUGCGUGAUAUCAAAGAAGCUACUAACGAAGAAAACAAUAGUAGCUGUAGCAAUUUCAUGGAACACAAUGAUCAAAAAUCCGUCAAUUUUCACGAUCAUAAUAUUCGAGAGUCUCCAGAACAGAAUUUGAAACCUGAAAGUAUCAACAAUCUUGUCGUAGUGGAUCAUCAAUUUACAAAGAAAAAUGAAGGCAUUACUCGGCGGUGUUGUGAUAAAUCACUGGAGACGCCCUGGUCUACGGAUACUUCCAAACCUUACACAACAAUUUAUCCGUCAGAGAGUAUCGAUAUGAUUAGAAACUGGAAUCAAACCUCUCGUUGUAUUGGCAAAAUGGAAAAACCUCCGGCAUCAAUAAUUGCGGUCCAAAUUAUUGAUCCAAAAUCGCAUCGCCGAAUCAUUUGUACGAAUCAAAAUGAAACGUAUUGCAGUAACGAAAGCAAAAUAGUUCAUGAGGAGAACAGCAAUUUUAAAUAUCAUUCUGACCUAAAUGUUCCACCGCAAAAGUCACCCGAUGCAUUAGAAUCUCCACGUAGCUGUUCGAGUGACUCCAGCAAGCAACCAAAAUCUAUUUUGAAACAGCGAUCAGUACCACUGUUAUCACCAUCUUUCUCUAACACCAAUAAUAAUAACCUCGAACGUUACCUUGGAAAAAUUCAAAUCAACGACGGUGGUCAUGAGGUAGAAAAACUGCAUUAUCAAAAUCAGAGUUAUAAUAAUUCCGGUCAUGUGAAUCAACCGAAUCUACAUUCAGUCGGCAGAGAGAACAAGCUAUAUCAAGUUAUGCAAGAGAAUUUGAGACAACAGAAACUACUACGACCUCAAACAUCUCAUCAUCUUCCACAUGCCUCUUUCAAUGGACCUUUCUUUACUCUUGAAGAAGUUCACAACAAGCAGCAAAGAGGAUCAUUGGAAAUGCAUCAAGUUCCUGUCGACGAUUACUGUUUAACCAGAAAACAGCAGCAGAAUUCUGCCGAUGAUUCCAGCUAUAAUUUAAAGUAUGACAAUCGAUCAAAAUCGGUGUCAGCAAUGGAAGUAAAUGUAGCGGAACUAGAAAAAAUUAAUGAAAUUGGAGAAAAUGUUGUCCAUUGCCCAUCACCACCAAUAAAACAUGAACAUCAACGUGCGCGAUCAGUUCCACCAUCAUUGAGAACCAGAAAUAUCACUGAUCCGGAUCGAAUUAAUGAGUAUUAUCGGCAGAAGGAAUUUGAAUUGGAAGCUAUAAGACGUAAGAAAGAGGAAGCUAUUGCAUGGAAAGAAAAACAGAUGCGUGCAUUAGAAAUACAAGAGCGUCUAUAUUAUCAACAAAUGCAAGCAAGACGAAAUAGAAGUAGCUCAGAAUUAGACGAAUCAAUGACACAAUCUCGAGAAGAAUUACGACAGAUCGAUAUGGGUGCUCAAAAAUGGCAAAACGAACUUUCCUCUGAGAAAAGCCUAGAACCACGACUGAUGCAUGUUUAUGAAACACGUCCAAUUACGAUAACAUCUGAAGAAGGUGAACAACAGGAAUUUACUGGCUUACCAAAUCCGGUAACCUGGAAACGGUUGUAUAUCGUUGAGCAAUCAAAACCAAUUGCUAAAAAUGAAAUUAUCACUAGUGAGCAACUUCUCGAAAAGGAACGAUUCGACAUUGACUUAUUGAAGCGUCGAGAGGUAUUUAUCGAAAAACCAAAACCUGAACCAGUGAUUUUUCGGAUCGGGAAACGAUGGAAACCACCAUCGGAACUACCUUAUAUUUGGCCAUGUAUGCGUAAAGCAUUAAAUGCUGAGUCAAGCCUUGGAAGUAGUAGUAGCUACUCGACUGAUAAUGCGGCAGGUCGAGCAGUUGAAAAUGUUGAAUUCCGUUGGCAACCAACUGUUUAUGAUCCAGAAUAUAAACAGGAACGUAAGAAUUUUACUCCAGGAAAUUCAUUACCUGGCACACCACGAGGAUUUGGUCCUGGUCCAUUAGAUGAACCUGCAAAACGUCAAAUCAAGCAUCUUGUUCAACCAUUACCCGAUGGUAGUCAUCGACCAAAACCAGCAUUUGGUGGUCCACGUGCUACUCCAUUUGGUGGCUUCUAUCCUCAUGCACCAAAUGCUAUCAAAAUACUGAAAAAAAAACAUUCGCAGAACUUGCCGGAAUCAGUUAGUUCGGAUUUAGAUAAGGAAGUGGAAAUCAUCCAUCAAAGAAGAUUUCAUCGUCUGGGAGAGCUUCCAUCAACAACGACAUCUUCACAACGUCAUGAUAUAGCAGAUUGGGAGAAAAUCUACGACUUGCCAGUACACUCAUCCACGAUCACGUCACGUGAUACGCCUCGGAAUGUCAAUGUACGCGGAAAACUUGCAGCAUUCGAAAAUUCAUUAAGACAAGCUACACCUUCAGUUCAUUUACAUUUGAACUCAGGUGGCACAUGUCGUCCAUUAUCUUCCAUACCUGCGAUUAAUAUCGAUGAUGGAUUACAGUCACCAGCAAACAUUAUUCAAAUGAACCGAAAUGGUCAGUAUUUGCGACAACAGUGCCCUCGACAACAACUUCUUUCAACAACUUCAACACGUAUUGAUACUGCUACUGCUAGUAAUCAUCAAUCAUGUCAGCAACAGAGAAAUGAGCGACAGUCGGUUUCAUCCAGUGGUUUGUCAGUUCGUCAAAUCAAUCAUCAUAACGCAAAUCAAAGCAAUCGUACUACAUGUUCUGUGGUUCAUCCCGAUACCUAUCAACAAUUUUCUCGUGAAGUAUCACCGCUAAAGCUAUUACACCCAGUUCGUGAUCAUUCAGAAUACGGUGGUCAUCAACAUCGUGUUCCUGUUCGUUCCGGUCGUACAUCAACACCACAUCAACAUCAGCAAGUGGCACAAUCAAUAGCUACACCACGUCGUUUGACACGUUUACCUAUGGAUAAUACCAUAGGAGAACAACUACAAUCGCGAACCUCAACUGUAACUGAAUGGCAGCGAUCAUCAUCCAUUGGUGAUUAUCUGAACACAAGGAGUUAA
This is a messenger RNA of Cercopithifilaria johnstoni, 3111 nucleotides long. The record is from the annotation of a GenBank genome assembly. Lineage: Eukaryota; Metazoa; Nematoda; Chromadorea; Rhabditida; Onchocercidae.